CCCACCCCAGCCCCUGGCCUCUGCUAUAUUUAAGGAGCAUCCUCACACUCACCCCCUGUCCCAGUGGAAACUCCAGUCUUCUAGUACAGCUUGAUCAUCCCAGACAAAAACUAAUCAUGUGUGACGAUGAUGAGACCACCGCCCUUGUGUGCGACAAUGGCUCUGGUUUGGUCAAGGCUGGGUUUGCUGGUGAUGAUGCACCCCGUGCUGUCUUCCCUUCCAUCGUUGGAAGACCCCGUCAUCAGGGUGUGAUGGUGGGUAUGGGUCAGAAGGAUAGCUAUGUUGGAGAUGAGGCCCAGAGCAAGAGAGGUAUCCUGACUCUGAAGUACCCCAUUGAGCACGGUAUCAUCACCAACUGGGACGAUAUGGAGAAGAUCUGGCAUCACACCUUCUACAAUGAGCUGCGUGUGGCACCUGAGGAACACCCCACACUGCUCACAGAGGCCCCCCUCAACCCCAAGGCCAACAGGGAGAAGAUGACCCAGAUUAUGUUUGAGACCUUCAACGUCCCAGCAAUGUAUGUGGCCAUCCAAGCUGUGCUGUCCCUUUAUGCCUCUGGCCGUACUACUGGUAUUGUGCUGGACUCUGGUGAUGGUGUAACCCACAACGUUCCCAUCUAUGAGGGUUAUGCUCUCCCCCAUGCCAUCAUGCGUCUGGAUCUGGCUGGUCGUGAUCUGACUGACUACCUGAUGAAGAUCCUGACUGAGCGUGGCUACUCCUUCGUGACUACUGCUGAGCGUGAGAUUGUGCGUGACAUCAAGGAGAAGCUCUGCUAUGUUGCUCUGGACUUUGAGAAUGAGAUGGCCACCGCUGCAUCCUCCUCCUCCCUGGAGAAAUCCUACGAGUUGCCCGACGGCCAGGUCAUUACCAUCGGCAAUGAACGUUUCCGUUGCCCUGAGACCCUCUUCCAGCCUUCCUUCAUUGGUAUGGAGUCUGCUGGUAUUCAUGAAACUGCCUACAACAGCAUCAUGAAGUGCGAUAUUGAUAUCCGCAAGGACCUUUACGCCAACAACGUCCUGUCUGGUGGUACCACCAUGUACCCUGGUAUUGCUGACCGCAUGCAGAAGGAGAUCACUGCUCUGGCCCCCAGCACCAUGAAGAUCAAGAUCAUUGCUCCCCCUGAGCGUAAAUACUCUGUCUGGAUCGGUGGCUCCAUCCUGGCAUCCCUGUCCACCUUCCAGCAGAUGUGGAUCAGCAAGCAGGAAUAUGAUGAGGCUGGUCCCUCCAUUGUCCACAGGAAAUGCUUCUAAAUGCCAAACUUAUCAGUCCUUCCACCCUGUGUCUGCAUUUGUACUGUAUAUACAUGUUCUAUUGUAAUAAAGUUAAUGACCUGUAACAGUA
Molecule: messenger RNA, 1341 nt
Organism: Silurus meridionalis
Lineage: Eukaryota; Metazoa; Chordata; Actinopteri; Siluriformes; Siluridae
Gene: actc1a
Product: actin alpha cardiac muscle 1a
Exons: 9
Coding region: 117-1250 (377 amino acids)
Source: RefSeq, a predicted model, not a curated record